UCCAGCGAUAAUACAAUAUUGUUGUAUGCUCUAACAGUGUUUUAAGUACUAUAUGUGAUUAUUUUGUUCGAUUUUUGAGAAUAUUUCGUUCUUGGCCAUAUAUCUGAGCCAGAAAAGGAAGUUGUGGAGCUCCCCAAGUUUAUUUCCAGGAGACGUUUUCUUCUUCAAUCAACCAUGUCUGAAAAGCCUAAGGUGUACCAGGGCGUGCGCGUGAAGACCACAGUGAAAGAAUUGCUACAGCGGCGAAGAGCUGAACUGGCGGCCGUUAAAACGCUAACACUGGAGUUCGUCCCGCAGAAUGAAUUUGUCUCCACGUUGCCUGGUAAAUUCACGUCUUUGUCCAUAAUGUCUUCGUCAUCCCUAUUUCUGAAUGUAUGUGUAGUCUCCCUCUUUAGCAUCUGUCUAUCCCUGUCUGUCCGCUUCGCUCUGGAAACAUCAGAAUGUACUCAAAAGACAUGUCCCAGAAGUCUCAUCUUUAUAGCUCACUACUACGACUCGUUCACCGGAGAUUCUAGCGGAGGUGCCCAGCAAUCGCUUCAAUCACGCGCCUUCCCAGACCCCACCGGCACGGUGCCUUUGGACAACGUAUUUCAGAAUCAGCAGUUGUUAAACGUGCUUCUGCCAGAGGACAGCUUCGGAAGCAGCCCACUCCCGCCGCCCUUACAAGUCUGGCCCUAUGGACACCAAUCUCCCGUAGAUUACUACAGUCACGUCAUGGAUCCCUCCUCCCCUUCGGAGUCCCUGAACCAGCCGAGCCCGGUAGAUUACAAUGGGUACUCUCCUCAGCCCUCCUCCCCACCCUCCUCCUCCUCCUCAUGCUACAACUCUCCCAGCAGGAUGGAGUCUGGCUAUGGAUUUGCUCCAGAGCACUACUACUGCCAGAACUGUAGUCGCCAGCCCUGUUAUUGCCUGCCUCACUGGUCGGUAGGACCGGGCGAGUGCCUCCCCGCACUGGAGUACGGGGCCUACGGCCAUACAGACUGCGAAUACACCUCGGACCUGCAGGAUAGCUUCUUCAGAAGGGAUCUGAUAAAUUCAGAGAUGUGUUAUCUAUGAGGUCAAUCGGAGCGACUUAAUCUGUCUAGUCUCUAAGUAAAUACCCUGUACAUAAAAAACCCUAUGCAAUCCAUAGUAGGCUACAUUAUGUGUGAAAGUUGUAGACUACUAUAGAAUAUGCUUUCACUUCAGAUAUAGCCUACGCACUAGCAUUUUGACGAGGGGCAGAAUGGUCGAUAGAAUAAGUGCGAUGAAUGUGAUGAGAAUUUGGAUUCCGAGAGCUUUUCAUAGGCUAUAUAUUUGUAUUGUUCCAUUCCCUUGCUUUUUGUAACAGAUCGUUUAUUUUUCUUAUGAACAUAUUUUUGUACCUAAGGUGUACUGAAUAAAAAGAACCGUGCCUCUAUCAUAA
Molecule: messenger RNA, 1405 nt
Organism: Osmerus eperlanus (European smelt)
Lineage: Eukaryota; Metazoa; Chordata; Actinopteri; Osmeriformes; Osmeridae
Gene: pou2af3
Product: lnc RNA pou2af1
Exons: 5
Coding region: 175-1056 (293 amino acids)
Molecular function (GO): DNA binding; POU domain binding
Source: RefSeq, a predicted model, not a curated record